This is a messenger RNA of Macroventuria anomochaeta, 1581 nucleotides long. Its product is annotated as Phox-like protein. Gene Ontology annotation, cellular component: phagophore assembly site. Gene Ontology annotation, molecular function: phosphatidylinositol binding. Gene Ontology annotation, biological process: autophagy; cytoplasm to vacuole targeting by the Cvt pathway. The coding region runs from base 176 to 1426 and encodes 416 amino acids. The transcript is spliced from 2 exons. The record is from RefSeq and is a predicted model, not a curated record. Lineage: Eukaryota; Fungi; Ascomycota; Dothideomycetes; Pleosporales; Didymellaceae.
GACGUCACCGGUGGCACCAGCCUCAACUCCACCAACACUAAGUUCUACCCUGGAUCCAGCGAACUUCGAGGUGAUUUGGGCUGACAGCGCCUCUGAGCAAUCAGACGAUUGGUCAGACCUUGCACAAGAUUCUCACACUGUCCAAGAUACCCCAUCUGCCCUCGACGCACGCGCAAUGGCGGAGGACUUCAGCGAAGGCCGCCUAGAGACAAUCGUCGGCAGCCCGCAGAAGGAGCUGGCAGGCACCCAGAACGCCUAUGUCUCAUAUCUAGUGACUACAAAGUCCGACUACCAGUCCUUCCAGAAGCCCGAAUUCUCCGUCCGCCGCCGCUUCACCGACUUCGUCUUCCUCUGGAAACAGCUCUCGAAAGAAUACCCACAAUGCGCGGUCGCCCCGCUGCCCGACAAGCACAAGAUGGAGUAUGUUCGUGGAGACCGCUUCGGUCCGGACUUCACCCAACGGCGCGCCCACUCUCUGCACCGCUUCUUGAAGCGAUUAGCCUUGCACCCAGUGCUGCGACGAGCCAUGCUUCUCAUCACCUUCCUUGAGAGCCCAGACUGGAAUCAGCACAUGAAGGGGAGAUCCUCAAGAGCUGCGAGUGGGUCGGAACCUGGCGGCGGCCUCGUAGACGCGAUCGCAGAGAGCUUCGUCAACACAUUCACCAAGGUGCACAAGCCAGACAAGCGCUUCAUCGAAGUCAGCGAACGAGCGAGCAAGCUCACAGAAGACCUGAACAACGUCGAGAAGGUCACUGUCCGCGUAGCCAGGCGGCAGGCCGACCUCGAACAAGACUACGCGGACCUCGCAACACAAUGCCAGAAGCUAACAACCCUCGAACCGGCCGUCGAGAGCACGCUGACUUCUUUCGCCGCCUCCGUAACAACCACAUCACAAGGCUUCAAAUCCAUCAAAGAGCAUACAGACCAGAACUACCUCACCUCCCUGCGCGACAUGGACGCCUACAUCCUCGCUCUGCGUAAUCUCCUCCGCACGCGCGAAGGCAAACAGCUCGACUUCGAAGCCCUCUCCGAAUACCUCGCCAAAUCUGCCGCCGACCGCGACUCGCUUGCCUCCCAGCACGGUGCAGGUAUGGGCGCGUCAGGCUUCUUACGCAGCAAAGUCGAGGAUUUUCGCGGUAUUGACCACGACCAGGCGCGGCGCCAGCGCGUGCGCAAAUUGGAGGUUGAGAUCGAGCGGCUGACGGGCGAGGUUGAGAAUAGCAAGAAGGCUACUGAGGCGUUCGAUGAGCAUACUGUGAAGGAAGUAGCGGACUUUGAAAGAAUCAAGGCGGUCGAGUUCAAGGACACGCUGGGUGAUUUGGCUGACGCGCAUGUGGAUUUCUUUCAAGGGACGAUUGAGACGUGGGAGAAGUUCUUGGGGGAUAUGAGGAAGGAGGAGGAUGAGCGGGAGGUUGCUGCGUCGUAGAGUGAUGCUGCAAGCAUUGAUCUGGGAGAUGGAGGUGUGCACGAAGUCGCGAGAAUUGAUGUCUUGCGCGAGGAGCUUAUCACUGCGGAAUUGGAGUUUACGGGCUUGCUGGAGUCUUUCCAGAGACACUACCAGUGAGCGAGCGUAGAGGCGGU